Molecule: messenger RNA, 5401 nt
Organism: Prionailurus viverrinus (fishing cat)
Lineage: Eukaryota; Metazoa; Chordata; Mammalia; Carnivora; Felidae
Gene: ETV7
Product: ETS variant transcription factor 7
Exons: 7
Coding region: 1523-2278 (251 amino acids)
Biological process (GO): regulation of transcription by RNA polymerase II; cell differentiation
Cellular component (GO): nucleus
Molecular function (GO): DNA-binding transcription factor activity, RNA polymerase II-specific; sequence-specific DNA binding
Source: RefSeq, a predicted model, not a curated record
UGCCUGGAAGUCUUUCAGUGCACUCAUGUAGGCCAUUUAUAUUUAUUGAGCAUCGACUAUGUCCCGGGCAUUGCUGUAGGUGCUGGAGAGAGCAGUGACUGAGACUGGCAAAGUCUGUGGUCAAGGAGUUGACAUUCUAGCGGGGGCUGCAGUGACGACAUAAGGAAGCUGAAAGCUCAGUGAUAAGGGCAGUGGAGGGAGAUGCAGCCCAGGAUGGGGAGGGGGGCCUUCAAGUCCCACCCUGUUCUGGGUGUGCAUGGGAGACAGUGCUAACUCUUUAGGGAGAUACUCAAACCCCCCAAUGGUGUCUUGGAUACACAGCCCCUCCGGCUUCCCCUUCUAGGGUCUCUGUCCAGAUCUGUCCCAGAAGCUUAGAACUAGCCAAGCUGGAAAUCCCCAGGGAGCCAGUGGCUGGGGCAGGGAGAGGAAAGUGAUAUCAGGCUGGAGUCUUGAGAGGCAAAGAUGGUUGGUGUGAGGAACUGCAAAUACAGUGGGUCACAGCCAAGAGAGGGAGAAGCAUGGGCUGCUCUGGGGUGAAGCCCCUGGGUGUGGUUGUACCAGUAAGGGGAGACUCAGUUGGGCUCAUCCCAGUAACCAGGUCAGGAAGAUGUCUUGGAGGAGGGGGGGCGGUGGGCACCUUAGAUCACACCGGCCAGCAAUUGCUGAGCUCUGAGGUGUGCUGGGCCCUGUGCCAAGCACUUUACCCGUGUCACCCCAGCUAACAGCAAGAGCUCCGCUCACCUUGGAAAGUGCAUACGACCUGCCAGGCCCUGGUCUUCAAAUUGAUUAUCUCGUAGAAGCCUGUGACAGCCCCACGUCGCUAGUACUGUAUUUGUCACCCUUGAUUUGCAGGUGAAGAAAUGGAAACACGGUCAUUUAGCCAGCUUCCAGCUGGCCUGGCACCAGCUUCGAUCCUUAUUGUUGCAUGGUUUUCCUUUUCCUUUUUUUUUUUUUUUUUUAGGCAUACUUUACAUACAGUCAUGUGUACAAAUCUUGAGUGUACAAAUGCUUAUGCAUGUAUACACUUGAGCAGCCACCACUGAGAUCAGGAGCUAGAGCAUUUCCAGCACCCCAGGAAGGUGCCUUGCGCCUCUCCCCAGGCCACUCCCCUCCAAAGGGCGACCACUAUUCUGUCUUCUCUCCCUAGACUAGCGUCUAUUCUUGAUUGUGUUUUUACAUCUGGCUUCUUUCCUUCACCGUAGUAUCUGUGAGCUUUAAUCCACGUGUCACAUGUAGCAGCCCCUUGUGCUCUGUUUUAUGGUCGAGCAGCAUUCCAUUGUCCGCAAACAUCACGAUUUGAUCGUCCGUCCUCUGCCUGAUGUUUCCAGUUCUUUUCUACUAUGACUAGAGCCACUGGACAUUCGCAUACACGUCUUCCGGAGGGCGUAUUCCCACCACGGCUCUUAGGUCUUCACUCAGGGGCAUCCAGCCGGCACUCUGGAGCAGGGAGGACGUGCUGCACUGGCUGCGUUGGGCCGAGCAGGAGUACUCUCUGCAGCGCACGGGGGAGCACGGCUUCGAGAUGAACGGCCGAGCCCUCUGCAUCCUCACCAAGGAUGACUUCCGGCUUCGUGCACCUGGUUCAGGUGACGUCCUGUAUGAGCUGCUUCAGUACAUCAAGACCCAGCGGCAAGCCCUGGUGUGUGGGCCCUUUUUCGGAGGGGCCUUCAGGCAGAAGAUGCCCCCUCAGCGCUGCCCCUGCCUCCUGGAAGAGGGGACUGGGCGACCUCAAUUGGCCCCCCGAAUGGGUCUCCUGCAGCAGCCACCACACCUGGGGUUUGCCAGCUCCUUGAGCCACCUGGCCAGGUGGCCCCUUGGCAGGGAGGACUCCCUCAACGUAUCUCACUGUUCAGAGCUCAGCUGCAGGGCUGAGGGAGCCUGCUCCUCCCCCAUGAUGCCGGAGGCUCCCAUUGAUGGCAGGAUCGCUGAUUGCCGGCUGCUGUGGGAUUAUGUGUACCAGCUGCUCUCUGACACCAGGUACGAGCCCUACAUCAGGUGGGAAGACAAGAACGCCAAGAUCUUCAGAGUUGUGGAUCCAAACGGGCUUGCCAGACUCUGGGGAAACCACAAGAACCGGGUGAACAUGACCUACGAGAAGAUGUCACGUGCCCUGCGACACUACUAUAAGCUGAACAUCAUCAAGAAAGAGCCUGGGCAGAAGCUCCUGUUCAGAUUUCUGAAGACACCCAGGAAGGUCGUCCAGGACAGGGAGCAACCAGAGAGCCCGGAGCAGGGCAGGUUGGAUUUCAACGAGGAGAUGCUGCAAGUCUCUCCCUGAGGGGCAGGUGGAUUCUGGGUACCAACCGAGUCUCCCGGGAACGCACCUGGCCGCACGGUGGCCUCCUCCUCCCUCCCAGGGCAGCAGGGAUCCCCAGCAGGUUUUGCACUCAAGGGAUCACAGCUGUUGUCUCUGACCUCAAAGCUGCCUGGGCACCUGGGAGGCUGGGAACUGGAACGCCUCACAUUCAGGACAUGGUCGGGGGGCAUCAUUCUUCGGUAGGGCAGCCCUGGAGCUCAGUGGAGGGCAGGGAGUGAUCCCUCUCUCUGCCCUACCCCUUGCUGCCUGCCCAGCUUGGGAGUGAGAGCAUCCAGCCCAAUUCCUUCAACUUAUAGAAGAAGGAAGCGGAGAUCCCUUACUGGACCUCAGUUUCCUCAUCUGUGAAAGGGACGAGCUCAUGACAACCUGACCUCAGGGGGCUGAUCCUGGCUGGGAAAAAGGAGUAUUGUUUUGUCAGUCUUAGUAAUAAUAAUGGUAACUGACAUUUAAGUGUUUACUAUGUGCCAGGCCUUGUGCUAAGGGUCCUUCCUAUAAUUUAUGUCAUUCAACUCACACUCCAAACCCCUGAAGUUUAAAGAUGGGGAAAUGGAGGCAGAGGUUUGCAGAGCUGGGAUGUGUCUCCAAAACCCAGUGCUAUUACUUGGUUGGUUGGCUGGUUUUAGUGACUCUGAAUGUAUUGGGCACUUCUCAAGCAGAGGCCGUGGCCCUACCUCUCUGCCCUCAGCGUCUCUGCUGAACAGUUCAUUUCACUUGGCCCAACCUCCAUUUCCCGAGUUUUCGGAACUUUGGUGCCUCUGUGACAGUGACCGAGUGAAGAUCUCCACUCCCUCUCCACCUGUGGUUUCCUGCCGCCCGUUCCUGGACCUGCCGUGUGACCUUGGGCAAGUUGUUUCAUUUCUCUGGAGCCUCAGGCUUCUCAGCCACAAAAUGCAGAGGCUAGUCCUGCCCUGACCUCUCAGCAUUGCAGGAAAUCUUCCUAAGACAGCGUCUGUGACAUGCCUAGUGGGCACCUGCUCUGUAAGGAGUACGGAAUCCGUGUUAGCCAAGAGGACUCUGCAAACCCAGAGCUGCUCUAAAGCAGGGAAAUGCCUCUGUGCUAUGGGUUCAGCUUCUCUCUGCUCCAUACCCCCCCCCCCUUCCCCCUGCCUCCAGACUGGCUGGAGCCUCCCGAGGGGGUCAGAACCUCUGCCCGGCGACCCGUCCAGUAAGGUUUGGGGGAGAAAGGGAAGGGAGUGUUUUCACUUCGCUGAAAACAGAACUUCUUAUAGUCACAUCUUCUUUCUUGGAAGGAGGAAACCACUCCUGCCUCUCGUCCCCAGCAGGCCAGGAAAUCCCCCUUCUGGCUGAGCCUGAACUGGCUUUGAAUCACUGUGCAGAAACUGAUAAGGAUUCUCAGACUUUGGCCCUCAGAACUGUGACCACUCUUGAGCGGGGCUUAUGUCCUGGCUUAGUUCCCCGCACCCCCCCCCCCCCCCCCCAGCCGGGGCCCUCGACAGUUCCACACCAGAGGAGGCCGGGCAAGUGGCCUUGUCCAAAAGGUUCAGUAAGAAAAUCCUUGGCCGCUGUCAUCUUCCUUCAGACUGUUCCAUUUCCUUGACUUUGUUCCAGGAUGAACCCAUGCCCCAUAGCUUUUCUCAUCCUCUUUAACCCACAACUACACAACUGGGCUGGGAAAGACUGUCACAGUCAGCGUGUCCAGACUCCUUUUAUUGAUAAGGCAACUGAGGCCAGAGAGGGGGACUGACCUGCUCAAGGACACACAGCCCAGCUCAGCCUGCUGACUCCUAAUGGGGUCUCAUCGGUUACUUCUUCCAGGGAACCGCUGGCAAUCGCCUGGGGAUGUGUUUGUUAAUGGUUGUUAACAGCUGCUUAUCCCAGUGAUUGUGUCUUCUUCACCCAGGGGGUGAUGAAUCUCACCCCAGUGCUGGGACCACUGGGGCCUGGGUUGGGCAGAAGUCUACCACCCCGGAGGAGCCUGGAGCCCUGGCCUCUCCACUCAUUCCUGGGGAGGGGGAUCUCCACCCUUUCCCCAUCUCCCCAGGCGCUGGUCUGGGACAUACACCUCGGUGACGGUGACGGUGACGGGAAUGAAAGGAAUUCAUUCAGCCCUUCCCUCCACCAGCAUCAAUGGAGCACUUGCUGUGUACCUGGCGUCAGGGGAGGCUCUGGGUUUACAUCCAGUUUUUACAUAGUCGGAUUCUUGAAAAGUGAUGGGUCACUGGAACCAUGUCAGAAUGGGCUUCCUCACAAGUGAUUUUACAGAGCAGGAAAUAUAUGCUCAUGAUUUGAAAAAGUAGCCAGCCAUGUCUGUCUUUUUCUUUUUCUUUUUUUGCCAGAUACUAUUAAAGUCAACAGUCGAUAAACAAUUUAUUUCAAAAGUGUGUGUGUUAAGAGGUUCAUUAAUGAAAUAAAUGACACCAGUCACUCUCUCCGUCCGGUCAAACCACUUACCACACUAACCCAGGAGCACAGGCUCCAUUGUUCUCCAUCUUCUCUGCUAUGUGGAUUCUCGCCAACAGUCUUUUUCCCUCGCAAAGAAAUUCCACACCCCCCCUGGCUUUACUGAGGGAUGAUUGACAUGUAACACGGUGUACGUUUGUGACGACAUCUAGCGCUUCCUUCAACCCUGGUGACUCUGCCGCACUUCGGGCUCCUCGAUGCCGGCGACCCAUCAUCUCUCGCGGAGGAGCCUAGUGGCGACGACCUUUCUUGGCUUCUUCCUCUGGUCCCUCCCCAUGAGGUUAAUCCACAUUUUCUACCCAAGUGUUCUCUCUGAAGUUUGUAGACAUGAACAGAAAACACGUACGUUUCCAGAGUAAGGUCUUCAUACCCCCAACUCUCCAGCAUCUGGCGGUGAACGUGAAGGUGCUCCUGGCUCAGAAGGAGUCCGGUCCCCUCCUCUGUGCUGGCUUGGCCCCUCACUGGGACUUCUGGACUCAGCUGCCACAGGGAUAGCUCCACGAUUUAGGGGAAGAGUUUAAAAAGUAUGUUGUUCUGGGGUCACGUGGGUGGCCCAGUCAGUUGAGCAUCUGACUUCUGCCCAGGUCGUGAUCUCGCAGUUCAGCCCCACGUGGGGCUCUCGGCUGUCAGCCUGUCAGUGCAGAGCCUGCUUCAGAUCCUCUG